This is a messenger RNA of Oryza brachyantha (malo sina), 2102 nucleotides long. Its product is annotated as ethylene-responsive transcription factor 3-like. Gene Ontology annotation, molecular function: DNA binding; DNA-binding transcription factor activity. Gene Ontology annotation, biological process: regulation of DNA-templated transcription. The transcript has a single exon. Bases 40 to 963 code for a protein of 307 amino acids. The record is from RefSeq and is a predicted model, not a curated record. NCBI's taxonomy places the organism in Eukaryota, Viridiplantae, Streptophyta, Magnoliopsida, Poales, Poaceae.
GAGAGGAGAACACGCGGGCACCAGGCCGGCCGGCCCGGGAUGCCGGGGCGCAAAACGAUUAAAAAAACGGCGCAAAAACUAGCCAAAAACCAAACCCGCUGCGCCCGAAAUCGUGGUGGUGGUGGAGCAGAGGCAAGAGCUGGUGUCGAAAGCGGCCAGCGCCACCGCGCGGAAGCGGCACGGCGCGGAGGUGAGGAGGAGAAACCAAAGGAAGAGAGGGAAAAAAAAAGGACGCAAAAAAAAAAGACGGAAGGAAACAAAAAAGGAAACAAGGGGAAAGGGUCUCAAGGAAGAGGAGGGGAAGGGGAAGGGAGACGCCACUGCCCAAACCCUAGCCGAGCGGCCCCCCCGAGCAUCCCACCCUCCCCCUCCAAGCGCGCGCGCGCGCACGGCGCACGUCCGGCGAUGCGGAAGUCGAAGCAGCCGCAGCCGUCGCCGGAGAUCCGGUACCGCGGCGUGCGGAAGCGGCCGUCCGGGCGGUACGCCGCCGAGAUCCGGGACCCGGCGAAGAAGACCCCGAUCUGGUUGGGUACCUUCGACUCCGCCGAGGCGGCGGCCCGGGCCUACGACGCCGCCGCCCGAUCCCUCCGCGGGCCCAACGCGCGGACCAACUUCCCCCCCGCCGCGCCGUCCGCGCCCCCGCCCCGGCCGCCGCUGCCGGCUGCCGCCACGUCCAGCCACAGCAGCACCGUCGAAUCAUGGAGCGGCGGCGCCCCCCGCGCCGCUGCAUCCGCUCUAGCCCGCUCCUCCGCCGCCCCGAUGGAGGCGGCCGAGGAAGAGGACUGCCACAGCUACUGCGGCUCCUCUUCGUCCGUCCUCUGCGAGGACGGCAGCGACGACGCAGCCGCAUCUCGCGCUCCUCUGCCGUUCGAUCUGAACAUGCCGCCCCCUCCGGAGGAGGUAGACAUGGCCGCCAUGGCCGAUCAGAUGGGUAUCCGCUAUGACACGCUACUCCGCCUCUAGCUCGCAAGAACAGUAUGAUUUGGAGCCAUGAUUUGGAGGGGCGAGCUGGAAAAAGAUCGAGACAAUCUCAGCUCAGCUCUGCCUCGUUUCUUUUUCGGCUGAUCUGACGGUGUUCUCAAGCUAGAAACGGAUAAUUCUUGCUUCCUUUUUCUCUCUCGUUCUUCUUUUCUUCUUUUCUUACCACGUUGAUGAUUCGAUAUGUGAAUAAUUGUGUCAUGUAAGCUGCGAGCAAGGAAAUCUGAGCUUUUCCUUAUCUUUCUAUGUGGUAUUCGAGUGAUAUCGCUGUUGUUGUUUCAUUAGUUGGAAAGGUAAUGGAAGAAAUGAAGAGGAAUUAUUUAUUUGAUGCAGUUGCUUCUGGCUACUGCUUGAUAUCUCAAGUUUGCAUUGCUCAGAUGAGCACAAUAUAGAUAACAUACUCUAUGAUCACAAUUGUGAAAAUCAUAUGUAUCUAUGCACUGCAAUUUCAAGUUCUUUUAGGGAUAACAUCAGAUGAAAGUUCUAAUCUAAAUGUUGAUUUUGCAGUGUUUCUCCUUCAUGUCUGCUGAUGCCAUCAAUAACCUUGCUUUGCUAUUGCUUGCAAGAAUUCACCUGAGUGCCAUUGCUUCGUUGGUCAUGUUUUGUACUCAGAUUUCUGCUGUAUUCUGGGCUAGGAAUUUAGUGUUUGUCCAUUACAGUGGAUAUGGCUCUGGGUGUCUUAUUCUGAGAAGUUACAGACUUGUAUGCUAACUCCUGUGCUUCCCUAGCUUUCUCCAUCUGUGCAAAUAUACAAGGGAUCCCAAUAUGCCAACAUUAUGUUCUCUUUUCUUGUGUUUGUUUCUCUUGGCCACUAUGAAGUUGGAAAACAAGAGGUUGAUGUGAGCUGCAAACAUGAGGCUGAAGUGAACUAGAUGACCUCCCUGUGUUUCAUGUUAUUACAUCGAGAUAUCGGGGUGAGCGAAGGGUCUUCUGAUUGUCUGUUUAAACUUCUUGGUGCUAUGUAAGUUUGGAUGCAAUUACCUUUUCUUUGGGUGUGUAAUGCACAAAUCCAGAAUCCGGAUAAGUAGCCAUGCUGUAAGGCCUUGCUUGCAGCAUAGGUAUGUUGUAUGCUUGCAUGAAUUUUAUAUGAACUUCAAUUGUUCGGGAACAUUGACUUGGACCUU